GCGUUUUUUGAUCUUGGUGAAAACUAUGCUAGUUGGCCGAAGAUGGAUAAUAUCAUAAAUGAACAUGAAAAUAGCCCACUCCAGUCUGAAGAUGACAUUUUACAAUGUGAUAGAUAUGGCUUUCGUGGUGGCCAGCAGUAUACAAAUCCAGAGGAAGAAGAUCGUGUUCCCAUCGAGGUUAUACGUUCACGAGAGUUAAAAUGGAGAAAAAUGUGUUCUAACUGGAGUUUAUGGUAUUUUAAAUACCAUCAAAAGCUACGUGAUCGAUGUCGAAAAGGAAUUCCUGAUUCAUUUCGUUGUGAAGCAUGGCAACGACUUUGUGCAAGCCCAAUGGUACUUGUUCAACGUCAACGAAUUACAUGUGAUGAAACUGUCGAGACAAAAACAACAACUACAGGAACUAGUCAAAGUGUUGAUCAUAGUAGUAAAAGUAAAUUUCCUAGGCAUCGUUUUGGCACAUUAUCAAAUCGAACAAAUUUUAAAAGUUUACAAAUGGUUAUCACUUCUCCAAGUUUUCGUACUAGUCAAAUUAAAGAAGACGAUAGACGCAAACUUUUAUUUCGAAAAUUGCACGGCACUGACAGUACUGUGUUAAGUCAAGGGUCUAGUUUCCAUUCUUUACGCAUUAGCAGGGUUAAAGAUGUUAUUCCUGAUUCACAUGAUAGCUGUCGAUAUCCUUCAGCACUACCUCUUUCCUUACAAAAUCACGAGAGUCCAAAUACUCAAAGAAUAUCACCGUGGCAGCGAAAUACUUUCAAUAGCGAAUCCAUUCGAUCAAUAUCCGGUACAACUCAUAGCAGUCUUCAUAAUUUACCUUCUAGUGCAUUGAACAAUGUUAAUUCUUCAAUGUUUAACCAAUCAGCAUUACCUAAUUCAGGUUAUUCAACAAUUGCAUCUGUUCAUGGCAAAUCAUGUUCACCAGAAUCACAUAUUGAUACUACUGAUAUGAUAAAAUCAAAUCAUGUUACAACUACUAGAAAUUCCGGUGGUUAUGCUAGUCUUAGUACGACAUCUUGUACAGAUAGUUCUAGUACAAAUCAUUUUCAAAACGAAAUUCAAAUUCACGAAGCAUCAUCCACAGAUUCAUGUACUUCCAUUUUAAUAUCAUCAUCUGUUGGAUCGUCAUCAUCACCAAUUUUACAUCGAAUUACACGAAAUAUUGACGUGUUUUCUAACCAAACAAGUGGUGAUAUUCUAACAGAAUACGAUAAUGAUGAUCCCAGAGCUACACUUGUCCCAUCGAUUGAUUUAGAUCCAGAGAAAUUAUAUACAAAUUAUUGCUUACAAGAAGGGACAUCAGUUAAUUGUGAUCAAAUACGUCGUGAUAUUGAUCGCCAAUUUCCUUUCCAUGAAUUAUUCAGUGAAAAGGGAGGUCAUGGUCAAGAAAGUUUAUACACCUUACUAAAAGCUUAUACAAUUAGACAUCCGGAGAAAGGUUACUGUCAAGGUCAAGCCCCACUAGCAGCUGUCCUACUCAUGUUUAUGCCGGAAGUUGAUGCCUUUUGGACUUUCAAUGAAAUUUGUGAACGUUAUUUAGAAUCUUAUUAUGAUGAUGGUCUUGAACGAGUACAAAUUGACGGGGACGUCUUAUACGCGCUUCUUAAGUCGAUACAUCCUCCAAUAUACAAAUUUUUACGAAAAUAUUCAGUGGAACCAAAUCUUGUCGUUUUGGAAUGGUUCAUGUGUGCUUACACACGAACUUUACCUUGGACAGCUGUAUUAAGAAUAUGGGACUUGUUCUUCUGUGAUGAUCUCUUUAUUCAUGUGGCGCAUAAUAUUUUCUGCGUAGUCUGUUGUACCAAAAUUUAUAUAAAAUAUGGCACUGUUCAACAGUACCCAUCUACAGACCGACCAGUUGGGACUGAACUCAAAACGUUUGAGUUUUGUGGCGAGCACUUAACCUUUUUAUCACUGGGUAAAAUCAUAUUAUUUAAAGUGGCUAUUGUUUUAUUGAAUCGUUUAUUUGGACAUCCUUCUCACCGUAAAUCAUGUCAAGGACUUGACGAUAUUCUUAUGAGAUUACGUGAAGUAUCAUCUGUUGUUGGCAAAUUGGAUAAUUUCAUCCGUGAAGUUGUUCGAGUCCCUAUAACUACGAAAGAAUUAAGUCAACAAAUUGUUCGACAAUCUCAAAAAUGGGCAGCUAAUCAUCAGAAACAAUCUUAGGCACUUAAGUUCAUCAAUUGAUUUAAAUAAUUGUCCAUUACAUUAAAUGAAAAAAUAACUAAAAUAACAGUUGAUCAUUUACACGUUUACUCAGAUUAAGUCAGCAUGGUACAAAUGAAGUAAUCAACGCCAUAAAAUGAUAUAUAUAUAUUCUAUCUAUGCUAUGCUUCCCUACAUAUAUAUAUAUAUAUAUAUCUUUCCUCUUCGAACACUGAAUUACUCUUCAUUUGUUCUUCUACAAAAAAGAAUAUGUUAACGAUUUUCCUUUCUUUGUUAAGAAUAAAUAAUAAUUACGACUUUCAUACACUUUCUGGUGCAAUGUACUGUAUUUACUCCGCCCAAACUGCUUUCACUGGAUGAAAUUCCCUACUUCAUGGUAAACACUUAAUCAUAUCACAAGUGAAAUGGCUUUUUUCUCAAUAAAUGGAUAGACUCCUCCCUUGUAUUUACCACAUCAUUUUUCAUUUAAAAUGUCGUUUGUGCAUAUUGUUGUUGUUAUUCUUUUUCCUUUUAUCCAAACUACCUAUUUACUUUACACAUGGUUAUUGUUUUUCUACGGACGUUAAAUUACCACUCUCUCAGACUUAUGCAUCAGGGUGCAGGGUCGAGAGUAAUAUUUAUCUAGACACAUGAGAUGGAAGCCUUUUUAUGACUAUAUACAUAUAGCUUCAUCCUUUCGGCUUUUACGUAUCUUAAUUUCUCUCUUUCUUGUUUUAUUUUCGAAUUUAAUCAACCUACUCCAACUCUAACCUUUGAUCACUAUGCACUGUUUCGUGCUCACGUAUGUGUAUUACUACUGUACGACUGAAAUAAUUAUCUUCAUUGUGCAUUUAUUUCUCGUAAAUACUACAAUUCGAAUUUAUACAUGUCACCUCCUUACUAAUGAUAAUUAUUACUCUUACAAAAAGCUUUUGAUUAUUUGUUAUAAAGAUUCAAUUAAACAACUAUGUACAUAGAAGUUUUAUUUUGAAAAUCGUUUACUUCCUAUUUGUCAAGUUAUCUUAAUUUUUUAUGUAUCAUAAAUAAUGUGAUACAAGUUUUGCUUGCGUGUUGUUUUUUUCUCUCUAACUAUUCUGGCUUAUAUAUUCUUUGUAAGAAUAUUUAUUGUCAGACUUAUCGAAAUUUGUCAAAAUGAAGUUCACUAGUGUAGU
Messenger RNA from Schistosoma guineensis, 3314 nucleotides. The record is from the annotation of a GenBank genome assembly. NCBI's taxonomy places the organism in Eukaryota, Metazoa, Platyhelminthes, Trematoda, Strigeidida, Schistosomatidae.